AAUGUCUAACUUUCAUUCUUCUUCUACUGAUGAGUGCGAUUUCGAUGAUAUUAUUGAUCCAUCAUCUCCAGGUGGUUCGAAGAAACCUCGACUAACGAUAAAUGCUAGAGAGAGACGUCGCAUGCAUGAUUUGAACGAUGCUCUUGAUGACUUGAGAAGUGUUAUUCCUUAUGCCCACUCUCCGAAUGUCAGAAAAUUAUCUAAAAUUGCUACACUUCUUCUGGCAAAGAAUUAUAUUUUGAUGCAGGCAAACGCCCUGGAAGAAUUAAGGCGGAUGAUUGGAGUGAUGAAUGGAAAUGUUGCUCUUGGUCUAGGAAAUCAAACAAAUUUAACGUCUUUUGGAGCGAAUUUUGGUUUUCAAAGUUUAGAAACAUCAGGAGAUUUUAACAGAUGUGGAAAGAGAAGAAAAAUUGACACCUAA
Dimorphilus gyrociliatus is the source of this 421-nucleotide messenger RNA. NCBI's taxonomy places the organism in Eukaryota, Metazoa, Annelida, Polychaeta, Dinophilidae. The record is from the annotation of a GenBank genome assembly.